Messenger RNA from Botrytis sinoallii, 1470 nucleotides. RefSeq lists its product as uncharacterized. NCBI's taxonomy places the organism in Eukaryota, Fungi, Ascomycota, Leotiomycetes, Helotiales, Sclerotiniaceae. Bases 1 to 1470 code for a protein of 489 amino acids. The transcript has 2 exons. The record is from RefSeq and is a predicted model, not a curated record.
AUGGCGACCUCAACACUCUACAUCGGCAAGUCAAUUACGGAUGUCUUAGCUACGGAACUUCUUGUUCUUGUCUGCGGAUCUCUUCCCCGCGAGGACUUGACCAAUUUUCGAUUGGCGAACAAAGUUUGUGCUGAGGUCGCGUCUAAGAACCUCGUUCAAGAUUUGCAUGUCAUAUUCACAAGGAAAAGUCUCAGUAACUUGUUGAAUAUAUCAAAGCAACCGAAUCUUUCGAAGCAUGUCAGAAGCAUAUUAUAUGAGCCACGUACCUUGCGGACUAUUUGUAUGGACACAUAUGCUAGUUACAUAGCUGAUCAGUUACGUCCUAUGCAUCCUUUCAACCAAAAAGACCUGGACAAGGGAUAUGAGCUCAUACUUGAAUACGUUAAAUACGAUAUCGUUGUCUUCGCACAAGCUGUCCCAAAAUUCUCAACCCUCAACAAAAUCGUGGUGGAUGACGCUGGAUUGCCAUCUGAUCAAGUCAUGAACUCUUACAACUGCAAGGCAUAUCUUCGCAAGAAAAUGUUCAGUUCUGGAUCGAGCCCAAGCUAUUCUUCCCACAAAUCCGAAAUGUUACAUGGGCUACUUCAUGCUGCUAGCCUUGCCGGUAUAAAACUGACGACUUUAAGAGUCACAGCUCUACCUUUGCCAUUCUUCAACGCGACGCAAAUAAGCAGUAACGAUGUGACUUUUUCAGCGUUGCAGAAUAUUCAGCAUAUCGAUAUUACCAUCAAAGCCAGAAAGGAAGAAUGGGAAGCCCGCGUCAAGAUAGUUGUCCCUCGCCUUGCAAAUUUUUUGAAUUUCUUCUCCAAUCUUGAGAGUCUUCGCAUCGACCUAGGGGAACCUCAAACAAAACCAAAGUUCUCAAUCCUUUUGGACCCGGUAUUUGGAAGCACUGGUAAUUUCCCAAAGCUACGCAGUCUUGACCUUCGUCAUUUCUCGUGCACCAAAGACUUUUUCUCAGAGUUUCUUCAAAAGCAUGCGGGUACACUAGAACAUUUGAAACUUGAUACAAUGACGAUGGCGAGUAAUUGUCCUGGUUGGGGUAAUGUUUUCAAUACACUUGAAACUGAUUUGAAGCUCAAGUCUUGUUAUUUUACUGGUGAUUGGCAUGAGGGCUGGGGUAUUGAAGAAGGCCCGACUUAUCCAAUAAAGCUUUCCACAUCAUAUACUGGAACUCGGCCAAGUUCUCUGGGCGAAGUACUCCAGUACCGUGUUGUCAAGAAGUGUAUGCCGGGGGGAGGCGUGUGUAUAACCAUGGACGAGAUUUGGGCCGCCGCCACGAGAGAGUCACAACAAAGGGGACGUGAAACUGAGCGUGAUGAUAGUGCUGAGGAUAGCGAUAGCGAAGAUUACGAGGAUCUUUUAGACUUCGAGGAUCUUGGCCACUACAUUGACGAUGACGGUGAAGAUGAUGAUGAAGAUGACGAAGAGCAUAGCGAUGACGAAGACGUUGAGGAUAGUAUCGAUUGA